GCGCGCGGCGGGGCGCGGGAGGCGGCCGGCGGCCGGCGGCCCGGGCACCGUGAGCCGACGUGGCUGCGGGCGGCACGCAGGCAGCGCCGAGGGCAGUCGGGCGAGCGCCGGGGCUUCGGCGGCCGCGGCCGAGGGCGGGACAGGAAGGCACGGGCGACGCCGCAGCCUCGCCGGGCGCGGGGAGGGAGCUCUGCCCGCGGUUCCUCCCGGGGGCGUCCCCCGCCCCGGGCCAGUGCAGAGGAUACGUGUCAGCACGUUCCCACCCUUGUCAUCUCAUCCCAUGUCACAGCCCCCUUCCAGGCCUGGGAUCCCCCGGCCCCAUUAUCGCCAGGCCCAGCCCCCCGCGCUGACCCGCGGUCCUGUCCAGUUCCUUCGCCUCCAUCGACCGGUCUCCCCGGGCAGCGAGGGCCCCGGCCCGGACUCCCGCAGAAGACACUAGUCAACACCUUCUCAUCCCUGUCAUCUCAUCCCUCUGCCUAGCUCCACCCCAGGCCUGGGAAUCCGGUCCCCUUUGGCCCAUUGUCCCAGGGGCCAGCCCCGCGCCCACCGCCCUCACCCUGACCGGCGCGUGUUCCCCGGCAACGCGCGGAGACCCGGGAUGCAGCCCGCGGGCAGGGCGGCCGUCCGAGAGGCGGCGGGCCGCGACGUGCUGGCCGCCGACCUCCGGUGCAGCCUCUUCGCCUCGGCCCUGCAGAGCUACAAGCGCGACUCGGUGCUGCGGCCCUUCCCCGCGUCCUAUGCCCGCCACGACUGCAAGGACUUUGAGGCCCUGCUUGCAGAUGCCAGCAAGUUACCCAACCUGAAAGAACUUCUCCAGUCCUCUGGAGACAGAGAGAAACGGGCCUGGGACCUGUUUGAAAAGAUCCAAAAGCUGACUGGUACCUCUCACAUGCCUGUCCCCGUGCCGGACUUCCUGUUUGAAAUCGAGUACUCCGACCCAGCGAACGCCAAAUUUUACGAGACCAAAGGAGAACGAGACCUAAUCUACGCCUUCCACGGGAGCCGCCUAGAAAACUUCCAUUCCAUCAUCCACAAUGGCCUGCAUUGCCACCUGAACAAGACAUCCUUGUUCGGGGAAGGGACCUACCUCACCAGUGACUUGAGCCUGGCCCUCAUUUAUAGCCCCCACGGUCAUGGGUGGCAGCGCAGCCUCCUUGGCCCCAUCCUCAGCUGUGUGGCCGUGUGUGAGGUCAUUGACCAUCCAGAUGUCAAAUGCCAAACAAAGAAGAAGGAUUCCAAGGAGCUAGACCGCAGGAGAGCGAGAAUCAAGCACAGUGAAGGGGGAGACAUCCCUCCAAAGUACUUUGUGGUCACCAAUAACCAGCUCCUGCGUGUGAAGUACCUGCUGGUGUACUCACAGAAGCAGCCCAAGAGGGCUUCAAGCCAGCUCUCCUGGGUUUCCAGCCAUUGGUUUACGGUCAUGAUAUCCCUGUAUCUGCUGCUGCUGCUCCUAGUGAGUGUCAUCAACUCCUCAGCUUUCCAACACUUUUGGAAUCGUGUGAAGAGAUAGGAGUCUUUCUGGGCCCGGUGUGGGGGCCACCUCGACCAUGUGCCUUAUGAUAACUUGUUCUGUACCUCCUGUGCCCCACAUCCAGCCAGGUUGAACCUGGGGGCCAGUUGGGGACCACAGGACAAUUUUCACAUGCCAUAAUGUAUCGAUUGCCUUUGAUGAUGCUCCUGGCCACGCUCUGGUCAACGGAGACCCCUGGUCUCUCACUUUUAGGUUUUGGGGGCACCCUCCAGACAGGGCUUCUCCCUAAACGGUCCUAAGGAGUUGGCUUUUCUGCCAGGGCCAAAGGAAAAAGUCCUGCUGCAUUUAAAAACAAAGUGUCCAGGCCGUCAGUGCUGUGUUUACAAUCGCUCCUGGCAGAUGUUGGCCCUUUCUCUAAUGCUUUCUGGAAGGCGGAAAAUGUGUAGUGGGGACUAUAAAUCACUGACGAUUGCCUUGUUUUGACUUGAGACACCCAAGAGGAGCAGUCAUGUUUCUCAUAAAAAUUGGUGGGAUCGUUUUUGAAUUCCAUCAGCCUUUGUAUGUGAGUGCAAAACAUUUUCACGGUUUUCUUAAGUCAACAAACAGCCUCCUGCUACAGCCGUAGCACCCCCCCGCCCAACCACGGAUGAGAAAGGAGGGAGUCAGAGACCUGAAGAAAAAUAUGAACUUAACAAUGAGCGACUCAAGUUGGCUUUUUCUAAAAAUUACCAACUGCUGAUUACAGCUGAAAUGGAACCAAAUGUUUAUUUUCUGAUUUUUUUUAAAAAAUAGCUAUUUGACAAAUGCAUCUUUGUGAGCUGAGUAAAAGGGGAAAUUUCUAAACCUAGAGCACCACUUGGGCAGUGUCCACAGCCUCUCUCCUGGCCAUGAUUUAGAGAAAGGGGUUUAAGCUGCAGGUCUGCCUCCUGUUCCUGUUCUCAUGAAGCUGCCUUGACCGUGGCCUGCCAGCCACAAGCGCCACGCCGUAGGCCGUCUGUGGGCUGCCAGCCGGCCUUGGAGACAGAAGCCUGCCUCAGUGUGCCACGGAUGUGCGUGGACGGAGCCUCCCACGGAGGGGUCGGGUCUUUAGGACUCAGCCUGGGCUUUAAGUGUGCAGGAAGAGCCUCUGGCUGCCCAGAGAGCGGCUGUUUUACUGGCUGUGUUCUCUGCCCCUCCUUCCUGCCCCCUUUCAGCCAUAACGGAGCCCUGUCUGAUCUGGGAAGGGAGAUUUCUGUAAAGAAGGGGGAAAGUCAUUUUUCUAUAAUUUGUGAAGUUGUAAAAAAGCCACGAUCAUGGUUUUUGCAUUGAAUGUUGGAACAUUUCAGAAAUAAUAAAUGUAUUUUCCUAAUUA
Equus quagga is the source of this 2822-nucleotide messenger RNA. It is a transcript of the gene PARP16, whose product is annotated as poly(ADP-ribose) polymerase family member 16. The transcript has 6 exons. Gene Ontology annotation, molecular function: NAD+ poly-ADP-ribosyltransferase activity; kinase binding; protein serine/threonine kinase activator activity. Gene Ontology annotation, biological process: endoplasmic reticulum unfolded protein response. Gene Ontology annotation, cellular component: nuclear envelope; membrane; intracellular anatomical structure. Bases 599 to 1510 code for a protein of 303 amino acids. Lineage: Eukaryota; Metazoa; Chordata; Mammalia; Perissodactyla; Equidae. The record is from RefSeq and is a predicted model, not a curated record.